CCCAGAGCAGCCCUCCCCUGCCACCGUCCUAUAAAAGCCACCACGCUGUCCUGGACCGAAGCACGUCCGCUCGCGCAUCACCACAGAAACGUCCACAGCACGUCCGAGAAACAGUCAUAAAUCAGAUGCAGACAGCAGUAUUUUAGCGCGGAGACCCGUAUACCAUGUGCCAAGCUUCGACCAAGUCAGAUCAAGUCCGUGCAAGCGAGCUAAAAUAGUUUCAGAAAAGCGCGUGUUCGUUAUCUCUUAUAUCUCUGACGACGUGUGCCAAAGAACUUACAAACCAAUCCAGUGACUAUGGCAUUGCACUGGUUCAUCUCAACAGUCUUCCCCACGCCGGCUACAACAGUGUUGGCGGUGUUUUUCUGUGUCUUAGUCACCACACGCCAUUGGUUGACGAGCCGCGGGAAACAACCUUUUCCUCCUGGACCUACUGGAGUACCCCUUCUAGGCUUCCUGCCCUUUCUCGGAAAAGACUUCCACAGGACACUGCAGAGGCUGGCCAAGAGCUAUGGGCCGGUUUACCAAAUUUUCUUGGGCAGCAAGCGAGUGGUGGUGCUCAGUGAUCCUAGCCUGGUACGCAAGGCCUUCAGUCAAGCCGUGUUUUCAGGGAGACCAGACACGGAACUCACCAAGCUACUGCAAGGAUACGGCAUCAUGAACUCCGACGGCGCCCUCUGGCGAGAACAGCGAGCAUUCUUACACCGGGUGUUUCGCGAGUUUUUGCCGAGACCUGGACGAGCAGGAUCAAUUAAACUCGAGGACAAAAUGCAGGUCCACAUUGACGAGUUCUUGGACAAUUUGGGUCCUUAUGAAGGUCCUUCCUCCGUCAUCCGACGUUCCAUUGCACGGGCAGUCAGCAACAUCCUCGGCUCUUUUCUAAUGAGCGUCACAUACUCGUCCCGUGAUUCCAAGUUCGAACAGUUACUGAGCCUCUUCGAAGAAGGAUUUCGGCUCCUCACCCUGGCCGUGCCCGUCAACUUUAUUCCGGCUCUCCGAUAUGUUCCGUUUACCAACCGGGCUUACAAGAAGGUCAAGAACAACAGGAUGCAAACCGCCGAUUACUUCCGGAACGUUGCUGAUGCUCAUAGGGACUCGUACAUCGACGGCAAAGUGCGGGACGUCGUGGACGCUUAUCUUGUGCAGUUGAAGGAUAAGGAGUCAAGGGAUGGCAAGACAACGUAUUUCUCCGAGGAGCAGCUGAUUCAAGUGCUCAUGGAUAUCUUCAGCGCUGGUCUGGAAACAGUCACUUCGACCCUGGAGUGGGCCGUUCUCUUCCUAGUCCGCCACCCAGAAGUCCAGGAGAAGAUUCGGGAAGAACUCAGAGGAGUCGUGGAUCCGGGGCGUAACAUAUCGACCAAUGACAUGGCCCAUCUUCCUUACACAGAAGCCACUAUUUUAGAAGUCUUACGAAGAGCAAACGUCAUUGCGCUCGGCAGUGCACACUCCACUCUCAGUGAUGUUGAGCUUGCUGGCUACCACAUUCCAAGUGAUACUCACGUCAUUUCCAAUCUAUGGGCGAUCCACAUGGACCCCAAUCUAUGGGACGAUCCGGAGGCCUUCAAGCCGGAAAGAUUUUUGCAGGACGGAAGAGUUCAUAAGCCGGAUUACUUUAUGCCCUUUUCUGUUGGGCGUCGCAUGUGCCUCGGAGACGCACUCACAAAGUCAGAGAUGUUCCUGUUCCUGACCAACCUUGUUCGCUCGUAUUCCCUCGACCUGCCGGAAGGAGAGGAACUCCCGUCCAUGGAUGGUCACGUUGCCAUAUCCCACACGGCGGUGCCAUACAAAGUCAGGAUAACGCCACUGAAGACACCCGCAUGAUGACGUGAUCCUAUAUAGCGUCCAACGAAUGACGCGUCCUUAGGCAUUCCGUGCAUACUGCCGCCGCCGCCAAGACAGCUGUACUAUGUGCUGGCGAACGGACUUCGGUGCUUCAAAUAUUUCCCAGUGAACACAUGAUAGAGCAAGGCUGUGCUGUGCGCUACGGCAAGCUGAUACCGCUAUGUUGCUACGUUGCUAGAAAUGCCCGCGUCCUGCAGAAGGUGCUGUCCACUAUCUGCGGUCAGUGUUGUUCCUUUUGGGCCUCGUUCACGUGACCGCUUUCGAUUUUUACCCCGAAUACGCGGACGCGACGGACCGUUUUGUCCGCUCCGUAUACGUUACAUCCGUGUUUCGGCCGUUUUUGUUGUCCCCCGUAUUCGUUUUUUUUUUUUUCCUUCAUUUUUCGUGGACUUGUAUCGGGGAGACCGAGAAAAACAAAAGAAAAGUAAGGCUGCAUCUUUGGGCAUUGUGCCAAACGGGGUAGCUUUAUGAGGUCGUCACGUGACCACACUGGUCUGAGGGUGUCACGUUGCGGGUGACCCAAUAGUAGCUCUUUUUAGAAACAUCUGACAAGAACGGUGCGGACACAGGCGUCCGUUAAAGGGGCGGUAAAGUGACAAAACCUCUCCUCUCGAAAUCAUACGUGCCGUUACCUUGAAAUCAAUGUAAAAGGAACGGAAGUCAUCCGUUGCGCCGUUAGGGAAUUAUGAGAGAAGGAAACCGCAAUUUGCGCUUUCCCCUCUUCCCUCCUCUUCCUUCUCCUCCUCCUCCUCCUCCUCAAGAAGCGGAACGGCGUCCUAUUGGUCUCUCUUCAGACGAUUUACCCAUUCGUAGCGGGCGAUCGUUUGAGGAGGAGGAGGAGGAGGAGAGAAAGAGAGAUCACAAAAAUUACGAACGACGCAACGGACAAAUUACGUUCCUUUUGUAUUGGUAUCAAAGGAACGACGCCUUUGAUUCUGCGAGGAGAGAUCUUUGCACACACUAGCACCCCCUUUAAGAACACGGAUGUGUAAAUUGGCCCCAUCGACUUCUACGGUGCAGUGUGCUUCCGCCAGAAAACGAAGGGCACACGUGCAAGGAAAGCUAUGUCAUGCGAACGAGCCCAUAUAUACUGGCAUUUCUUGCUGGGAUGAUGCCACUUGUUUCCACCGCGCUGAUUGGUAUGCAAGUGUGGGUGUAAGAUAAGGUCGGCGUGAACAUCCACAUGUCACACGCUUUUAAUGUGGCGAAAAUAUUCAGCUUCCUGCCGCCCCAUGGGACUUGGUUCUAGAGUAGAUUGCGGAUUCGCCGCAGUCAGUAUUCACUGCUGGAACCAUCAUUUUGCCCCAUGACGGGUUCCAAGACGGAUCUCCGUAACUAUGAUCUCGUGUACAUAGGUAGUUCUUUACCCAAGUUAUUGUUGUGUCUUGUGAGUGUCAUUGUUAUGACUGUCUUCUUAGCAACUUUUUGCUAAGUCAUCCAGAUGUAUAUAAAUAAAGCCCUUGCACAAGA
Ornithodoros turicata is the source of this 3312-nucleotide messenger RNA. RefSeq names its product cytochrome P450 18a1-like (gene Cyp18a1). Gene Ontology annotation, biological process: xenobiotic metabolic process. Bases 298 to 1821 code for a protein of 507 amino acids. The record is from RefSeq and is a predicted model, not a curated record. Gene Ontology annotation, cellular component: intracellular membrane-bounded organelle; cytoplasm. Lineage: Eukaryota; Metazoa; Arthropoda; Arachnida; Ixodida; Argasidae. Gene Ontology annotation, molecular function: iron ion binding; heme binding; oxidoreductase activity, acting on paired donors, with incorporation or reduction of molecular oxygen, reduced flavin or flavoprotein as one donor, and incorporation of one atom of oxygen. The transcript is spliced from 6 exons.